Messenger RNA from Symbiodinium sp. CCMP2592, 1239 nucleotides. NCBI's taxonomy places the organism in Eukaryota, Dinophyceae, Suessiales, Symbiodiniaceae. The record is from the annotation of a GenBank genome assembly.
AUGCCCACUGAGCGGUCAGACUUCAGCGUCGUGAGCUACUCGGAUGAAACGCCAGACUCCACUGACGAUGCCCUGGCAGUGUUCGGUGGCUACCGCACCACGUGGGGCUACUUUGCCAAGACGCCAAAAGAGUGCGAGGUGGUUGUGACAACGACCACCACAACCACUACGACCGUUUCGGGUGAGGUCAUCACCUUGACGGAUCCGCCGGACACCACACCCGUCCCGGUGGGACCGGAGACGACGACGUUGCUCGAUGGAGGUGUGCAGGUCGUGGGCACCUUCGACACCCUUGGCAACGAUCAAAACCCCGAGACCUCACAAGGCAUUCUGACGACGACCAUGACCACCACGGAGGACCUGCAGAUUGUCAUCGGCAACACCAUCACUUCCACCCAGACGGCCACCACAAUGACCAGCACCAUCAUCACUACCACCACUGUGACGAUGACCAUGACGAUCACGCAGACGGCUCAAGGACCCUCUCCUGCGCCUGGGGAGACGACUUCCACCACAUCGGCGGGCGUGGCCCCAACGAAUCCUCCAGUGGUGAGCGGCAGUUAUGAUGGCAGCACGGGUGCCACCAUAACGGGCGUCUCUGCCAACGACACCUCGGCCAUCGUCUUACGUGAAGGUCCAAAGCCCUCCUGCUCACCGAAGUAUUACUUCGACGACAUCUGGAAUCUUGACACCACCCUACGAAGAUGGUCACUGAUGGAUCUGUAUGGGACACCACCGCCACCGAGGAAGGGCCACACCAUGUUCGCCCGGAAAGCUCGCUCGAACGACACGCAGGUCGUCUUAUUCGGUGGAAACAACCAGGAUGACCCACUGAAUGACCUCUGGAUCUUGAACGUGAAGCGACCAGGUGAUGAUGACGAUGCUGCUAAUGUAAAUCAGAUUGCCGAUGGCGAGAACAUUGCCUGUCAUCAACCAGUCUGUUUUCAGCCGAAGACUAAAAUGCUGGAAGCGGCCAACAUGGCGAAGCGUGCAUCUGUUGACGUGGAUUGCGAUGAGGUGGAGGAACCAGAGCCCGAGAUGGCCAAACCGUCGACGGACUCCCAUGUCGAUGUGAAUGAUCAGAGCGUGGAAGAACCAGAGCCCAAGAUGGCCAAACCGUCGGAGGCGGCUGAGUGUUUGUCCAUGUGGUCGCCUACAGUUGGACACGUGUUGACGGCAUCAGGACAGAUGUGUUUGGGGUGGUGGGGUUGGCAGAAGGCACGUGCAUCCAUGGGGUAG